UGUCUGGACGCGCUGGGUGGAUGCGGGGGGCUCCUGGGAACUGGGUUGGAGCUGAACGAGCGCUAGCCAGGCGUAAGCGCGCACACACUGCAGCCGCCCGAGGACAACCCCCUCCCGCCGCCGCCCCCUCAGCCCACCCGGAGACCCCAGCGCCGAGUCGCCUCCGGAUCCCCGGCAGUCUGCGGGAGUGUUGGAGGUUGGUGCGACUCUGUGCUCCCCACGGGAAGGAAGCACUCCCCCACAUUAAAAAGAGCGGAGAGGAAAGUGGUCAGUCACCGCCCGGGAGGCGAACAGAUGCCCAGCUGCACCGCGUCCACCAUGCCGGGGAUGAUCUGCAAGAACCCAGACCUCGAGUUUGACUCGCUGCAGCCCUGCUUCUAUCCGGACGAGGAUGACUUCUACUUCGGCGGUCCCGAUUCGACCCCACCGGGGGAGGACAUCUGGAAGAAGUUUGAGCUGCUGCCCACGCCCCCGUUGUCGCCCAGCCGCGCCUUCCCAGAGCACAGCCCGGAGCCCUCGAAUUGGGCUACGGAGAUGCUGCUGCCGGAGGCCGAUCUGUGGGGCAACCCAGCAGAAGAGGAUGCAUUCGGUCUGGGGGGACUGAGUAGUCUCACCCCUAACCCAGUCAUCCUUCAGGACUGUAUGUGGAGCGGCUUCUCCGCCCGCGAGAAGCUGGAGCGUGCGGUGAACGAGAAGCUGCAGCACGGCCACGGGCCACCGGGCGCCGGCACAGCCUGCCCGGCUCCGGGAGUGAGUGCCAGCAGCCCCGGGGGCCGUGCCCUUAACGGGACGGCGAGUGCUGGCCGCACCGGGGCCACCCUGCCCACCGAUCUCUCCCACCCGGCUGCGGAGUGCGUGGACCCCGCCGUGGUCUUCCCCUUCCCAGUGAACAAGCGUGAACCGGCACCAGUGUCCGCUACUCCCAUCAGUGCCCCUGCGACCAGCGCUGUGGUCACUACUGUGUCUGCUCCGGCUGCUGCCCCGGUGGCCGCUCCUGCUCGUGCAGGCGGCCGUCCAGCCAACAGUGGCGAGCACAAGGCCCUCAGUACCUCCGGAGAGGACACCUUGAGCGACUCAGAUGAUGAAGAUGACGAGGAGGAAGAUGAAGAGGAGGAAAUAGAUGUGGUCACGGUGGAGAAGAGACGCUCCUCCUCUAAUAACAAGGCUGUCACCACCUUCACCAUUACUGUGCGUCCCAAGACCUCAGCUCUGGGUAUGGGGCGAGCACAGGCUGGCGAGCUGAUCCUCAAGCGCUGUGUUCCCAUCCAUCAGCAGCACAAUUACGCUGCGCCCUCACCCUAUGUCGAGAGCGAGGACGCGCCACCGCAGAAGAAACUCAAGAGCGAGGCUUCUCCACGCCCCCUCAAGAAUGUUGUCCCAGCGAAAGCUAAGAACUUGAGCCCCCGAAACUCAGACUCAGAGGACAGCGAGAGACGCCGCAACCACAACAUCCUGGAGCGCCAGCGCCGCAACGACCUGCGCUCCAGCUUCCUGACGCUCAGGGACCAUGUGCCUGAGCUGGUGAAGAACGAGAAGGCUGCCAAGGUGGUCAUCUUGAAAAAAGCCACCGAGUACGUCCACGCCCUGCAGGCCAACGAGCACCAGCUCCUGCUGGAAAAGGAGAAACUGCAGGCCAGGCAGCAGCAGUUGCUAAAGAAGAUCGAACAUGCUCGGACUUGCUAAACGCUUCUCACACGGACAGUCACUGCCACUUUGCACAUUUUGAUUUUUUUUUUUUUUAAACAAACAUUGUGUUGACAUUAAGAAUGUUGGUUUACUUUCAAAUCGGUCUCCUGUCGAGUUUGGAUCUUGGGACAGGACACGGGGUUCUGCCAUGACCUUGGGGGCGGGGGGCUGAGUUCUGGAAUGCUGGGUGGCUUGUUUCCUCCUCCACAUCACCUGGUGACAGCCAUGGAAGUUCCGGGACAGUUGGGAGCUUCAGGAGGCUGUGAAGUCACCUUGUUCUGGUCCAAGCUUCCAAACAGUCAUUCCUUCUUUUUACAAUGGUGCUUAAGUUCCAGCAGACGCCACAGAAGGGGUUUGCCAUUUGAUGCCCCUGGGAACACUUGUGUAAAUACCAUUGAUACACCGCCUUUUGUAUACGUCCUGGGUAAUGAGAGGUGGCUCUUGCGGCCAGUAUUAGACUGGAAGUUCACACCUAAGUACUGUAAGAAUACCUCAAUGUUUGAGGAGCAUGUUUUGUAUACAAAUAUAUUGUUAAUCUGUUAUGUACUGUACUAAUUCCUACACGGCCUGUAUACUUUAAUAUGAUGCUGAUACAUAACUAAAUUUGAUACUUAUAUUUUCGUAUGAAAAUGAGUUGUGAAAGUUUUGAGUAGAUAUUACUUUAUCACUUUUUGAACUAAGAAACUUUUGUAAAGAAAUUUUACUAUAUAUAUAUUCCUUUUUUUUCCUAGCCUGUUUCUUCCUUGUUACUGUAUUUGUUCAUGUUUGGUGCAUAGAACUGGGUAAAAAUGGCAAAGUUCUGUGUUUAAUUUCUUCAAAAUGUAUAUAUUUAGUGCUGCACCUUAUAGCACUUUGAAAUACCUCAUGUUUAUGAAAAUAAA
Molecule: messenger RNA, 2567 nt
Organism: Chionomys nivalis (European snow vole)
Lineage: Eukaryota; Metazoa; Chordata; Mammalia; Rodentia; Cricetidae
Gene: Mycn
Product: MYCN proto-oncogene, bHLH transcription factor
Exons: 3
Coding region: 295-1683 (462 amino acids)
Biological process (GO): regulation of transcription by RNA polymerase II
Molecular function (GO): RNA polymerase II cis-regulatory region sequence-specific DNA binding; DNA-binding transcription factor activity, RNA polymerase II-specific; protein dimerization activity
Source: RefSeq, a predicted model, not a curated record